AUGGAUCCAAACGACUUCGAAUAUAUAGUCCAACUCAGAGUCCGUGCCACCUCACAUCUUUCCCCACAAUCUCUAUCACUUUUCUGCUAUCAUAAGGAAUACCUUGUUGCUUUACGGCAGCACUUCAUUGGGUACUGGCAGUCCCGCUUUGCGCUCUCCAGACAUGCUUCUCCCCACGGUUGUCUUCUUUGGGCUUCCUCCUGCAACGCUGAAGAGCGCUCCAAUCUACUUGGAAUUACCGUGGCACCACCCGCAGUCAAUACCUUACUACCUACAGUGACUCUUGCACCGGUGACCAACUUCAAUGAAUCACUCCCAGCGGGCCUCUCCGUAAACGUGACAGGCCCGCAGAUAGAAGUCAUAACAGAUGUCGCCAGUCUGAAUGGAGAUACGUUACCUGCUCUUGGACCGGACGCUGCGGCGGCGUUGAAAAUAGCCUAUCAAGAAAACUGUCCCAACGGGCUAGGCAGUCCAAAUUGCGAAACCAGCCUACAGCUCGCCUUGAACGUCGACCAGCCAAACCUCCAGAAACGCGUCGUCGUAUUUCUUGUCUCCAUCCUGGUUGUGGGAAUGGCUAUAGAGUUUGCAGAGAUGCGGAAACGGAGAAUGUAA
Messenger RNA from Letharia columbiana, 612 nucleotides. RefSeq lists its product as uncharacterized. Bases 1 to 612 code for a protein of 203 amino acids. The transcript has 2 exons. The record is from RefSeq and is a predicted model, not a curated record. NCBI's taxonomy places the organism in Eukaryota, Fungi, Ascomycota, Lecanoromycetes, Lecanorales, Parmeliaceae.